GCCGGGCCCAUGGGCGGCGCGGCCGAGCGGGCGCCCUGAACGCGGCACGGGUCCCCGGUGCGCCCCGAGGAGGGCGGGAGCGAGGUCUGCUGCCAUGCGCUAGGGCGCUCGGGACGCGAGGCCACACCCUCCUCACUCCGGGGGUCAGCCUGCCCACUGCCCCACCAUGGCCGGGGACCGGCUCCCGAGGAAGGUGAUGGACGCCAGGAAGCUGGCCAGCCUGCUGCGGGGCGGGCCCGGGGGGCCCCUGGUCAUCGACAGCCGCUCCUUCGUGGAAUACAACAGUUGCCACGUGCUCAGCUCCGUGAACAUCUGCUGCUCCAAGCUGGUGAAGCGGCGGCUGCAGCAGGGCAAGGUGACGAUCGCCGAGCUCAUCCAGCCGGCCGUGCGCAGCCAGGUAGAGGCCGCGGAGCCGCAGGACGUGGUGGUCUAUGACCAGAGCACGCGGGACGCCAGUGUGCUGGCCGCCGACAGCUUCCUCUCCAUCCUGCUCAGCAAGCUGGACGGCUGCUUCGACAGCGUGGCCAUCCUCACAGGGGGCUUUGCCACCUUCUCCUCCUGCUUCCCCGGCCUCUGUGAGGGCAAGCCCGCUGCCCUGCUGCCCAUGAGCCUCUCGCAGCCCUGCCUGCCUGUGCCCAGCGUGGGCCUCACCCGCAUCUUGCCUCACCUCUACCUGGGCUCCCAGAAGGAUGUCCUCAACAAGGACCUGAUGACCCAAAACGGCAUAAGCUACGUGCUGAACGCCAGCAACUCCUGCCCCAAGCCCGACUUCAUCUGCGAGAGCCGCUUCAUGCGCAUCCCCAUCAACGACAACUACUGCGAGAGGCUGCUGCCCUGGCUGGACAAGUCCAUCGAGUUCAUCGAUAAGGCCAAGCUGUCCAGCUGCCAAGUCAUUGUCCACUGUCUGGCUGGCAUCUCCCGCUCGGCCACCAUCGCCAUCGCCUACAUCAUGAAGACUAUGAGCAUGUCCUCCGACGACGCCUACAGGUUCGUCAAGGACCGGCGCCCGUCCAUCUCGCCCAACUUCAACUUCCUGGGCCAGCUGCUGGAGUAUGAGCGGAGCCUGAAGCUGCUGGCCGCCCUGCAGGGGGACGCGGCGUCCUGCCCCGGGACGCCCGAGCCGCUCCCGGGCCCGGCGCCUCUGCCGCGGCUGCCUCCACCUACCUCAGAGGGCGCUGCCACGGGGAGCGCCGCGGCCGGCGCGGCCAGGGAGGGCGGCCCGAGCGCCGGCGCGGAGCCCCCCGCGCCGCCCGCGCCCGCCGCCGCGCCGGCCACCAGCGCGCUGCAGCAGGGCCUGCGCGGCCUGCACCUCUCCUCCGACCGCCUCCAGGACACCAACCGCCUCAAGCGCUCCUUCUCGCUGGACAUCAAGUCGGCCUACGCCCCGAGCCGGCGGCCCGACGGCCCCGGGCCCCCCGACCCGGGCGAGGCCCCGAAACUCUGCAAGCUGGACAGCCCGUCCGGGGGCGCGCGCGGCCUGCCCUCUCCGGGCGCCGACAGCCCCGACGCCGCCGCGCCCGAGGCGCGCCCGCGGCCCCGCCGGCGGCCCCGCGCCCCCGCCGGCUCCCCCGCGCGCUCCCCGGCGCACGGCCUGGGCCUGAACUUCGGCGACGCGGCCCGGCAGACUCCGCGGCACGGCCUCUCGGCCCUGUCGGCGCCCGGGCUGCCCGGCCCCGGCCAGCCCGCCGGCCCCGGGGCCUGGGCACCGCCGCUGGACUCCCCGGGCACGCCGUCGCCCGAUGCGCCCUGGUGCUUCAGCCCCGAGGGCGCGCAGGGCGCGGGCGGCGCGCUGCGGGCGCCCUUCGGCCGGGCGGGCGCGCGGGCCGAGGCCCGGGACGCGCGGACCGGCUGGCCGGACGAGCCCACGGCGCCCGACGCGCCGUUCACGCGGCGCAGCUGCCAGAUGGACUUCGAGGACGGCCGGGCCGAGGGCCGCGCGCGCGGCGAGGAGCUGGCGGCGCUGGGCAGGCAAGGCAGCUUCUCGGGCAGCGUGGAGGUCAUCCGCGUGUCCUGACACCGCCGCGGCCGCGGUGCGUGUGUGUCGUGCAGAGCACGGAGGACGGUAGAUGGUUUUACUGCGAUUUUUACCGAGAAGUGAAUAUUUCGAUUUUUAUUUAUUUAAGCUGUCGACUCUGCCCGUGACUUGGCCACGGCGCUGGCGGGCCUCGGAGCUCUAUUUUUACUGUCCGGUAUUUAAACGGAAACUCACGUUUCUAAGCAAUACGAGGCCACCUGCAGUGGCAAGCUGGGGCGCCAGGCCUGGGGCCCCCUCCCCGGGAGGGGAGACACUGCUGAGCUUUGCGAAGGAGCUGCCCAGCUUUCGUGCACUUUUUACAUAAGAAAAAGGGGGAAAAAAGGAAAAAAAAAAGUCUUUGCCACAAACUGAGCCGCAGACCCACCCUCCUCUCUCCUCCCCUCCCCCUUCCUUCUCCGGCUCUGCACCCAAGAGGUAGGCUGGGGUGGUAUGCCAGGAGCUGGUGUAUCUGUGGCGGUGGUGCCAGCCCUCUGCCAGCUCAAGGUGCCAAGUCUUGGCACAGAGGGCAACCAUGUGCGCAGCUCCCCAGGGCUGACCCCAGUAGCUGCUGAGGACCACUGGACCCAGGGUGAGGGGCUGCAAAUGGGGGCCUGGCGAUGCUGGCUCCCCAGCGUCCGAUGGGGGUGGGAACGUGCCUGGGCCUGAGCCAGCUGCCCUGGGUGACCCGGAGAGAGGCCGCUCCUUUGCCAGAUUCCACAGGGAGCCGCCUGCUUUUGGGGGAAGCACCCCCCAGAGGAGCUUGGCCCUGGGUGGGGGUGUUGGGCGGGAGGCUCAGGACCCCACUGGUGGGGGGGGGAGGGGUCUGCGCCCAGGUGUGAGGCCAGGGUGGCUUUAGGGGCUCCCGCCAGCCGGCCCCAGACUGGGGCCCCAGGCUGUGCACCUGCAGGUCCAGGAGGCCUCCCGGAGCAGGUGCUGCCUUGCACCUGCCAGACCCUUCCGCUCCGAGCAGGCCGGGCCCUGAGCUCCAGGCGGAGGGAGACUGGGCUCUGCCCUGCCCCCAAGGGGACCUCAGGGGAGGGGCCCCCUGCCCUGGGGUGGCUGCUCUCCUGGCAGCUUCAAGGUGAUGUGCCAGCCCCCACCUCCAGGUGGCGUUGGGCCCAGGUGGGCCAACCUGGGGUGAGGGUGGGGGGAGAAGCCCCAGCUGCCCCCACACACCCUCUGGGCCACUGGACCCCAAGGCUCUGGGGACAGGAGGAGCUGCGCCCAGCCCUCAGGGGCCUUGAAGCUGGCAAGGGAGGAGGGAGUGGCCGCCUUGGGAAGGGCCAGGGGCUGGGCGGGAGGUCGGCCCAGCAGGCGGGAGGCCCCUCUGCCGCCCGGCUGUGUCUUCUUUCUCUGUUGUUCUUUUGACCCCAGCCUCGUGUCCCUGUCCACACGGAGUGCUGUUCCUGCCCCACCGUCCCCACAGCCCCGACCCCCCCCCCCAGGAGAUAAGCUAUCAUUGUUGUAUUUGCAAUCUCUUAGAGGUUUGAGUAUUUAUUACUAUGGGUUAAUUAUUAUGAUUAUUGCGUCUGUGGCCCCGCCUCCUGUACGUCUGUCCCUGUUGGGUUUCCCAGGUCACCCUGGGUGUGGAGGAUGCACUGGCUCUCGCCUCCUCGCCCCCCCCCACCCCCUCCCCAUGCUGUCCGGGAGACAGCUGUCUGGGGCCACUGGUUGGGCCCUGAAACCCUGGAGGGGGGUCCCACAGCCCUACCUCCCCCCUCCCUCCCCUUCCUCCAGGGCGUGGCGCCGUCCUGCUGUGGGGGGCCUGGUGACCUCUGCUCUCACUACUGCAGGCCCAGACCCAAAGUGAGCAACGGAGGCGGGGGACGGCUCGGGUGCUGCCUCCUCCCCUUUGCCGGGGAGACAGGGCCCCCCACAACAGUCACUUCCUGGCCAGCACUUGGGGUCUGGAGGGGCCACUGCCCAGUUCUCCCCCAGCCUGCAGCCCACUGCCCGUCCCCUGCCCCGCUGCCGGGCACAGAGACUGCCCCAGAAUGGACCAGGCCCCUCAUGUUAUUUGCUGGAAAGUCCAGUGGAGGAGAGGUGGCCGGUCCCCCCACCCACGGCUCCCAGUCGCUGUGGACUGGGCUGCCAGCCCCCUCCCCCAUGAGCCCCCCCCCCCCACGCACCGCACUCCCACUCCUCUUUUGUAUUUGGAGAUAAUGUGUUGUAAUAAAUCCCGCGACCCAGGUUUUC
Molecule: messenger RNA, 4210 nt
Organism: Lepus europaeus (European hare)
Lineage: Eukaryota; Metazoa; Chordata; Mammalia; Lagomorpha; Leporidae
Gene: DUSP8
Product: dual specificity phosphatase 8
Exons: 7
Coding region: 167-2014 (615 amino acids)
Biological process (GO): negative regulation of MAPK cascade; protein dephosphorylation
Cellular component (GO): cytoplasm
Molecular function (GO): protein tyrosine/threonine phosphatase activity; MAP kinase tyrosine/serine/threonine phosphatase activity
Source: RefSeq, a predicted model, not a curated record